CAUCCCGAGCCUCUCCUCUGACCGUUAGUGACCUCAGCUUCUGCAGCACAACUUGGACCGGCGCUGCUCACGUGCACACACACGCGCACGCUCCCAAAUUGCAAAGAAAUACCCCCACAGGAGAGAUGGCCGGGAUUUUCGGGAAGAUCUUCGUGGGCAUUUACGUGGAGAUAAAAAGGAGCGACGGACGAAUACACCAGGCCAUGGUCACAUCACUGCACGAGGACAACGAGAGUGUGACAGUGGAGUGGAUCGAGAAUGGGGACACCAAAGGCAAAGAGAUCGAUCUAGACAGCGUCUUUGCUCUGAAUCCAGAUGUUGCUCCAGAUGAAGAGAUUCCACAGAGUCCUGAGGCUCCUCUUCCACCAUCCUCUGUCCCCAAAGCCAGCAAGGUCCCCAAGACCAGACGAAUCACAGCGAUACCGAAGGCAGAGAACGCUCCUCGGGAGAACAGAGCUGCAGCAGUGGGCACCACUCGGGCCCGUCCCAGCCAGCACAGCCAAGCUGCAGAGCCUCCCCCACCAGCCAUAGCUCCUCAGCCAGCACUCAACCAGACCCUGAUACAGCAGCAGAACGCACGGAGGAAAUCCAACUGUGUGAAGGAGGUUGAGAAGCUACAGGAGAAACGAGAAAAGAGACGACUUCAGCAACAAGAACUCAGAGAAAAAAGGGCACAAGAGGUGGAUGUCAAUUUACCCAACUAUGAAAUCAUGUGUAUGAUCAGAGACUUCAGAGCCAGUCUGGACUACAGGCCUUUAACCACAAAUGAUCUGAUCGAGGAGCACAGGAUAUGUGUGUGUGUUCGUGCUCGUCCACUCAAUAAGAAAGAGUUGUCCGUGAAGGAUUUAGACGUGAUCACCAUCCCCAGUAAGGACGUAGUGAUGGUCCAUGAGCCCAAGCAGAAAGUCGACCUGACCCGCUACUUGGAGAACCAAACCUUUCGCUUUGAUUAUGCCUUUGAUGAAAAUUCCACCAAUGAAAUGGUUUACAGGUUCACUGCUCAGCCUCUGGUUGAAACCAUUUUUGAGAGGGGAAUGGCAACCUGCUUUGCUUAUGGACAAACUGGAAGUGGAAAAACACAUACAAUGGGGGGAGACUUCUCAGGAAAGAACCAGGACUGCUCUAAAGGGAUUUAUGCACUGUCUGCAAGGGAUGUCUUCCUCAUGUUAAAGAAGCCAAACUACAAGAAGUUAGAUCUUCAAGUCUUUGCCACAUUUUUUGAGAUCUACAGCGGGAAGGUGUUUGACCUACUGAACCGUAAAGCCAAACUCCGGGUCCUGGAGGACGGGAAGCAGCAGGUCCAGGUGGUGGGGCUGCAGGAGAGGGAGGUGAAGUGCACAGAGGACGUCCUCAAGCUCAUUGAAGUGGGAAACAGCUGCAGGACGUCUGGUCAGACUUCAGCUAAUGCCCAUUCUUCCCGGAGCCACGCCGUAUUCCAAAUCAUUCUGCGUCGGCGGGGAAAAAUGCACGGAAAGUUUUCUCUUAUUGACCUGGCGGGGAAUGAGAGAGGGGCGGACACUUCCAGCGCUGACCGCCAGACUCGCCUCGAGGGAGCUGAGAUCAACAAGAGCCUGCUGGCGCUCAAGGAGUGUAUUCGGGCUCUGGGACGAAACAAACCACACACCCCAUUCAGAGCUAGCAAGUUAACCCAAGUACUGCGGGACUCAUUCAUUGGAGAAAACUCCAGGACCUGCAUGAUUGCAACUAUCUCUCCUGGGAUGGCAUCCUGUGAAAACACCCUGAAUACACUGAGAUAUGCCAACAGAGUAAAGGAGUUUGGCAUAAGUCCCUCAGACAUCCCCUUCUCUCAGAGUGGGGGUGGAGGGGGGCGUUCUGAGCUCUCCCCUACUUAUGAGGUGAAGGAGCUCACGGUGGACCCCACAGCAGCUUUGGACAGCCGUCAGGGAGGACAUGUCACCCAGCUGGAGGUGUUGGAGGCUCAGUGGGGAGUGGGGAGCUCCCCACAGAGAGACGAUCUGAAGCUGCUCUGUGAGCAAAACGAGGAGGAGGUUUCCCCUCAGCUCUUCACUUUCCACGAGGCGGUGUCUCAGCUGGUGGAGAUGGAGGAGCAGGUCCUGGAGGACCACAGGGCUGUGUUCCAGGAGUCAAUCCGCUGGCUGGAGGAUGAGAAGGUCCUUUUGGAGAUGACAGAGGAGGUGGACUAUGAUGUGGAGUCAUAUGCAACUCAACUUGAGCAGAUCCUGGAUCAGAAGAUAGACAUCCUCACUGAGCUGAGAGAUAAAGUCAAGUCUUUCCGCACUACGCUACAGGAAGAGGAGCAGGCUAGCAAACAAAUAACCCCCAAAAGGCCUCGUGCACUAUAGACACCCCCCCACACACACACAUACAUAUGAUGUUUCAUUGUAACAUUGGCUCGUCCUCAGAGAGGUGAAGGCCUGAGGGUCACUGUUGAAGAAAGAGCUGAUGUAGCUCAGCUGUGAUGUUAUGACCUGGUGUCUGUGUGUACGCUCUCUGCUGUACAGGCUGCAGUCGCUUCCAUCAUCCAUCCGUCCAUUUGUAAAACCAAAGAGCACAAUGUCUUUGCUCUUUCAUUCUCCUGCAAAGUGUAUUUAUAAGGUUUCUGUAUUUGUGUAAAGUCACAAGUGCUUCACUUUAAACAAAAAAAGGGUAAGUUAUUUGUUUAAAAUGAAAUUUUUAUAUUGUCAGUCAUGGGUUAUCCUCACUUUGGCCAAUUUUAUAAACAGCUGUUGCCAUUUUGUGCAAUACUCCGUCUCAUUUGGAGGAUUUUCUUCCUGCCCUUCCCCUUGUUUCAGCUUCGGGUCGAGUGGGGCAAGUCGAGUUUGUGUGUAAAAUGAGCCACUGUGUGUUUGUGUUCAUACUGUAUGUAAAAUAGGGUUGACUGAGAAAAAAAUACACAAGACUAAUGUUGCAUUACAUUGAAUGGCCUAACAGGGGCGCUAUAAUCAAAGGGUAUGUCAGACACAACAGUUGUGUGUUCCAUACAUUAACCGCGAAUAGAGAUUUCUCAUUUGUCAUAAUAAAACAAGCCUACUUCUUGC
Sphaeramia orbicularis (orbiculate cardinalfish) is the source of this 3020-nucleotide messenger RNA. RefSeq names its product kinesin-like protein KIF2A. The record is from RefSeq and is a predicted model, not a curated record. Gene Ontology annotation, molecular function: microtubule motor activity; microtubule binding; ATP binding. Lineage: Eukaryota; Metazoa; Chordata; Actinopteri; Kurtiformes; Apogonidae. Gene Ontology annotation, biological process: microtubule-based movement; microtubule depolymerization. The coding region runs from base 126 to 2324 and encodes 732 amino acids. The transcript has 21 exons. Gene Ontology annotation, cellular component: microtubule.